Molecule: messenger RNA, 3210 nt
Organism: Knipowitschia caucasica
Lineage: Eukaryota; Metazoa; Chordata; Actinopteri; Gobiiformes; Gobiidae
Source: the annotation of a GenBank genome assembly
AUGCUGGCCCUUGGAGGGUCCGCAAACCUCAUGCUGGACUCCUGCCUCUCACAGAAGUUCGUCUACAGGAUUAAUGUGGUGCUACUGGAGGACAACACGUACGAGUGGAGCCGACCGUUUGUCCAAGCUGCAGUGGAGCAGGCCAUUGAAAUAGACCGGCUUGAGAAUGAGAAGCAAAAUCUUUCUUUUAAGUUGACGGCCAACUACAAUGGUUUCAACACCACCGGAUACAACAGACAGGGGUGUGGCAGCAGCACUUGUGAAGGGGUCUCCAUCCUCAAGAAGCUAAAGGCCGAUCUUGAAAUUGGAUGCGUGAUGCUUGGGCCGUCCUGCACCUACGCCACUUUCCAGCUGGUAGAUGAAGAGAUUGGCCUCAGUCUCAGUAUUCCAAUCAUCUCUGCUGGAAGCUUUGGUAUCUCCUGCAACUACAAGCCCAAACUGACGCGGCUUCUCCCUCCCGCCCGCAAGAUAUCCGACAUGAUGCUCAACUUUAUCAACGAGAGCGUGUCACCGAUCAAAGAGAGAUGGAGCCGGGUCUACGUCUACAAAAACUCUGCCACUGCAAACGUGACGGAGGACUGCUUCUGGUAUAUCAAUGCACUGGAGGCACCGUCUCUCAGUUUUGCCUCCAACAUCAAACGGGAAAUGCUGCGUAAUGAGAAAGAGCUGCUCAAAAUACUCGAUGAUGAUAAAAGACACAGUAAUAUUAUCAUCCUCUGCGGGGGGCCGGAGCACAUGGCUCACAUUAAACAAACCUCUCGUGGCAUCCACCCAGACAUACUGUUUAUCCUCAUCGACCUCUACAAUCCUGAUUAUCAUGACAACAGAACAGCCAGUCACGACAUGGAGAAAGUCUUGGUGGUCACUCUUCCCCAGAGGAACUACACCUAUGGAAACCUGACCAGCAACACGGUCAAUGACUAUGUAGCCGGUUACCAUGACGGCACACUCUUGUUUGGGAAGGUGCUACGUGCCAGGAUGCUCAAUCAGCAGGGAGGGUACACGUCUCCGAGCGCCCACCCCUUUGGAAACAUCUCCUUUAAGGGAAUGGCAGGACACUAUGUGCUGGAUGAAUAUGGAGACAGAGAUGUAAACUUUUCUGUACUGUACAGAUCCACUGUUACACACGAGUAUACAACCCUUUUCAAGUUUGACACUUCCAAAAAUGAAACUCAAAAAGUGGACCAAUCUCCUGCUCUGCCCUGGAAAGGCGGAGUUCUCCCUGACGACCAGCCGGAGGGCAUGGACAAUAUAAGCGAUCAGGAUAUCAUCGUAAUAGUCUUGAGUCUCAGUGUUGUCGUGGUGACAGCCAUAGCACUCAUCUUCUACAGGCAAAACAGAAAGGAGCGUCUCAUGCAGAAAAAGUGGUCUCACAUAGAACCUCAUCUGAUUGGUCCCUUGGAUGAGAAGGAGGUUUCUCUGAAGAUUGACGACGACAAGAGAAAGGACAGCAUAUUCCUUGUUCACAGAGGCCGCUAUGAUAAAAAGCCAGUCAUUUUGAAAGAGUUGAAACAUUCAGAUGGAGAUUUUACUGAAGAUCAGAAAAUUGAGCUCAACACGUUGUUGCGUAUCGACUACUACAACUUGACCAAGUUCUACGGCACGGUCCAGUUUGAAUACGGUGUGUUUGGUGUUUUUGAGCUGUGCCAGAGAGGCUCUCUCAGGCACAUUCUGAAUGACACCAUCUCUUAUCCUGAUGAGACGUUCAUGGACAUGGAGUUCAAGAUAUCGGUCAUGUACGACAUCGCAAAGGGGAUGUCUUAUCUGCACUCCAGCAGCGUAGGAGCUCACGGCCGCCUUAAGUCCACCAACUGUGUGGUGGACAAUCGCAUGGUGGUCAAGAUCACCGACUUUGGCUGUCACACCAUUCUCAACCCAGGCCGCGAUUUGUGGACCGCCCCAGAGCACCUCCGUAAAAGUGGUAUAUCUCAAAAGGGCGACGUGUACAGCUACGCCAUCAUCGCACAUGAAAUCGUCAUGAGAAAAGCUCCGUUCUAUUCUCAGUCCUGCCCAGAUAAAUCAGAUAAAAUUUACAGAGUGCAGUAUCCCAGUUUAUCAGGGAUUUUCAGACCGGAUCUCAGCUUUGAAGGAGCAACUGAGAUAGAAGCAGAGCUGUAUACACUCAUAAAGCACUGCUGGGAAGAGGACCCUGAACGCAGACCGGACUUUAAGAGAAUAGAGCUUACUCUUGGUAAGAUUUUUAGCGCCCUCCACGACGAGGCCAGUGAGACCUACAUGGACAACCUGAUCCGGCGGUUGCAGAUGUACUCUCGCAACCUGGAAAACCUGGUGGAGCAGAGGACUGUCCUGUACAAGAACGAGAGAGAUCGCGCAGACCGCCUCAACUUCAUGCUCCUCCCUGCGCCUGUUGUGCGUUCCCUGAAGGAGACGGGCCUUGUGGAGCCAGAGCUGUUUGAGGAGGUCACCAUUUACUUCAGUGACAUCGUGGGCUUCACCACUCUGUGCCACUACAGCACCCCCAUGGAGGUGGUGGACAUGCUGAACGACAUUUACAAGAACUUUGAUAGCAUCCUGGACCACCACGACGUCUACAAGGUGGAGACAAUAGGAGAUGCCUACAUGGUGGCUUCUGGUUUACCUAACCGCAAUGGGGACAGACACGCAGUGGACAUUGCCCACAUGGCUCUUGACAUACUGUCCUUUGUAGGGACAUUCCAGCUCGAACACUUGCCAAAUAUUCCACUUUGGAUACGGAUUGGUGUUCAUUCUGGCCCCUGUGCGGCUGGGGUGGUGGGGAACAAGAUGCCUCGUUACUGUUUAUUUGGGGAUACAGUAAACACAGCUUCCAGGAUGGAGUCUACGGGCCUGCCUUUGAGGAUACAUGUGAGCAAGUCCACCAUCAACAUACUGAAGCGAACAGACUGCCAGUUUGAGUACGAGCAGAGAGGAGAGACUUACCUCAAGGGAAAAGGAAAAGAAAUUACCUACUGGCUGACUGGUGUAACUGGACAGAAAUACAACCUACCCACUCCUCCAACUGCCGAAAACUUCCAGCGGCUUCAACAGGACUUGGCAGAAAUGAUCAAAGUCAGUUUAGCUAAGCGUGCAGCAUGUACCGAGGGUUUUGAGAAGAGGAAGACCCUGUCCACCAAGAUACGGCGGAGGGAGACCAACAGCAGUACCCAGAGUGGUCCGCCAGACUACUUUCACCUGGCCGUCACAGACAGUGACCCCAGCACAUAUCUGUGA